CUUGCUAGUACCUGUCAAGGGGUAGUUUUGCAUCAAUCUUUUGCGCGCCUCAGUCAGUCGGGGGCGGGCGCGUCUUCCAUCUGAAUGUAUCUGCUGGGGCCUACCUUCCGCGUUAAGGCGGCAAGAGCAGCAUAGAAAUAGGCACGCCCAAAGUGGAAGAAAGUGAGAGAGGGAGGCGUGAAAAAUGGCGAUGGCAGGUCUGUACAGGCGCAUCCUCCCUUCUCCUCCCGCCGUCGAGUUUGCUUCUUCGGAAGGAAAGCAACUCUUCUCCGAGGCCCUAGUGAAUGGAACAAUGGAAGGGUUUUUCAAGCUAAUUUCUUACUUCCAGACACAGUCAGAGCCUGCUUACUGUGGUCUGGCGAGCCUUGCGGUUGUUCUGAAUGCCCUUGGGAUAGAUCCUGGCAGAAAAUGGAAAGGACCGUGGAGGUGGUUCGACGAAUCCAUGUUUGACUGCUGCGAGCCUCUGGAGAAGGUGAAGGCGGAAGGUAUAACGUUCGGGAAGGUGACCUGUUUAGCUCGGUGUGCAGGAGCGAAGGUCGAAGCAUUCCGCGCGAAUCAGACUUCGAUUGAUGAUUUUCGGAAGCAUGUGAUAAACUGCGUCUCUUCUGAAGACUGCCACUUGAUCACUUCAUAUCACCGCGGGGCUUUUCUUCAGACGGGCACUGGUCAUUUUUCACCUAUAGGCGGAUACCACCCUGGGAAAGAUAUGGCACUUAUUCUGGAUGUCGCUCGCUUUAAAUACCCCCCACAUUGGGUUCCACUUCCACUUCUUUGGGAGGCCAUGAACACUAUUGAUGAAGCGACCGGACAUCAUAGAGGGUUUAUGUUAGUUUCCAAGCUUCAGAGAGCACCAUCUUUGCUUUAUACACUGAGCUGUAAGCAUGAGAGUUGGGUUGGCAUUUCAACUUACUUACUUGAUGAGGUCCCACGCCUUUUGGAGUCUGAGGGUAUAAACACAGUGCAGAAAGUCCUCUCAGUUAUUUUUACAUUCUUACCUUCCAAUGUAGGAGAGUUUGUCAAGUGGAUCGCAGAGGUUCGGAGGCAAGAAGAAGGGGCAGCAAGGUUAAGCGAUGAGGAGAAAGGAAGGCUCACCAUUAAGGAAAUGGUAAUUAAACAGAUACAUGAGACGGAGAUGUUUGCAUGUGUCCAAGAGUGGCUAUCUUCUGAGAGUCCAUGUUGCAGAAAAGCUCUAUCCAUUCUAGGCUGCAAUAAUAAUCUGCCACAAGUUGCUGCUUGCGUUUGCUGCCAAGGAGCAGAACUUUUGACAGGAUGGUUGGGACCUGCAAAUGCAUUCUGCUGUAAAGAAUCAUGUGUUAGAUCUCUUAAUGGGGAAGAUUCAAGCACUGUUAUUUCAGGUAAAGUUGUUGCUGGCAACUCUGAGCAAGGUGUAGAUGUAUUGGUUCCGACAGCACAGGUUAAAGGACAGAUAUGCUGUGAUUCAAAGCAGAGUGAUAUUAUAAGAACGCAUCCAGAAAGCAGCGAUGUUUUGACUGCAUUGCUGCUGGCACUUCCACCUACAACAUGGAUUGUACUCAAGGAAAACCAAGUGCUUAAGAGGAUUUCACAUUUGGUCUCAAUAGAGAAUUUACCAAUCAUUCUUCAGGAGGAGGUUUUACACCUGAGACGGCAGCUCCUCCUCCUUAAGAGGUGUAAGGAUAACCGAUUGGACGAGGAACUUGGUGAGCCAUCAUAGUCCUGUUAGGGACACCUUUUCUGGCAAUAGUGGGUGCUUGGUUAGUGCUGUGGCAAGAAAGAGGUAGGGAAUUAGACGGUGGUGUGGAAAAGGCGCAGGUAUUAUCACGCCUCAGUUACCCUCCCACAAGGAAGAUUCCCCUCUGGUCAACUGAUGUUACAAUUCAUAUCUUUAGUCCCUAUUUGAUUGCCGUCUCAAUUCAUCUUUCAAGGUCGUAGUUUCAGAUGAAAGAAGGUUCAGUGGGGAUGAGAACUCUCAACACAUAGCGAGUGCAAAAUAGAUCUAUACUCGACUUAUUGGAGGAUUCAAAAGGCGAUUAUUCAGUUGAUUUGAAGUUUAAUGAAUCAUCUUUUGUUGUUUCUUUUUAUUUGGGCACUCGUUUAUAUCCACAGCGGAAGGAUCCGUGUGUGUGAAACCAGAUUAUUGUAAUUGGAUUCAAAUAAAACUAUAUUCAUAGCGUA
Messenger RNA from Nymphaea colorata (pocket water lily), 2154 nucleotides. RefSeq names its product glutathione gamma-glutamylcysteinyltransferase 1-like. Lineage: Eukaryota; Viridiplantae; Streptophyta; Magnoliopsida; Nymphaeales; Nymphaeaceae. Gene Ontology annotation, molecular function: glutathione gamma-glutamylcysteinyltransferase activity; metal ion binding. The record is from RefSeq and is a predicted model, not a curated record. Gene Ontology annotation, biological process: cellular detoxification of cadmium ion; response to metal ion; phytochelatin biosynthetic process. The transcript has 8 exons. Bases 185 to 1693 code for a protein of 502 amino acids.